Molecule: messenger RNA, 2525 nt
Organism: Drosophila gunungcola (fruit fly)
Lineage: Eukaryota; Metazoa; Arthropoda; Insecta; Diptera; Drosophilidae
Product: ethanolaminephosphotransferase 1
Exons: 5
Coding region: 335-1621 (428 amino acids)
Biological process (GO): phosphatidylethanolamine biosynthetic process
Cellular component (GO): endoplasmic reticulum membrane; Golgi apparatus
Molecular function (GO): ethanolaminephosphotransferase activity
Source: RefSeq, a predicted model, not a curated record
GUGUUGGUCGGUGUGCGUGGUGAGAGCGUGAAAAAAACAGCCGGCAGCAGCGGCGGCAACAGCAGCGGCAGAAAAGAAAUAGUUUUCGCAAUAAAAAUAAACGCCAGCGAUAGCUGAAAGUCGUGCCCUGCAUUUUCGCUUCGAGUUCGGUUUACGUUCAGUUUCAGUCAUCAUGUUUUGAUUUGGCCAUCCAGUUAAUUAACGUUCGGAAGCGUUCAGGCGUUGCGUUUAUCAAAAAACCCCCGCCUCCCAUCGCGUGUUUUUCCGUUUAGAUUAAAAAAUACUUCAAAAACCCGAUUUCGACUUGUAGCCCCGCAAAAACAUCAAUUACAAAAUGCAAAAGCUAUUCAGGCGAUUGAUGGACACCCAAUACCUGACGCCGGCCCAUAUCAAUGGAUUCGACAACUACAAGUACAGUGCCAUCGACACUUCCCCGCUGAGUCAGUAUGUGAUGCAUCCCUUUUGGAAUUGGCUAGUCAAGUUCUUCCCGCGCUGGUUUGCGCCCAACCUGAUGACCUUCCUGGGCUUCCUGUUCGGCGCCAUGAACCUGGUGCUGCUGUCAUACUAUGACUGGAACUUUGAGGCCAGUUCCGGGGAGGAGGGCUCCACGCCCAUUCCCUCGUGGGUCUGGCUCUGCACGGGAGUCAACAUAUUUUUGGCCUACACGCUGGACGGUAUCGAUGGCAAGCAGGCGCGAAGGAUUGGAUUGUCUGGUCCGCUGGGGGAGCUCUUCGACCACGGACUGGAUUCAUACACGGCCAUGCUGAUUCCGACCUGCCUGUAUAGUAUUUUCGGCCGGAGCCGGGUGUACUCGGUGCGGCCCAUGAGGAUGUACUACGUCUGCCUGACGGUCUACUUCAACUUCUUCGUCUCGCACUGGGAGAAGUACAAUACGGGCAUAUUGUACCUGCCCUGGGGCUAUGACCUCAGCAUGUGGGGCAGCACGGCCAUGUACCUGGUCACCUGGUGGAUGGGCUUUGAGCGCUGGAAGUUCGAGCUGCCGCUGGGAUCCUACGGCACCCUGCCCUUGGGCAAUGUUAUGGAGGCUGUGCUGCAUGUCAGUGCCAUGGCCAAUCUUCCCCUAGUCAUCAUUAAUGUGUACAACUCCUAUGCGCAUCGCACUGGACGCAUGCUGUCCUUUUGGGAGGCCAUUAGGCCCAUGUGGCCGUUCCUCACCUUCUUCGUCAUCCUGCUGGUCUGGCCAUAUGUCUCGCCGAACGACAUCAUGGAAAAGGAUCCGCGCGCCAUAUUCAUGCUGAGCGGAACCAUCUUCUCCAAUGUCAGCUGCCGGCUGAUUGUCUCCCAAAUGUCCGUGACGAGAUGCGAAGCGUGGCACUGGCAAACGCCCAUGUUCGUCAUGUCCUUCCUAGUCAGCCUGUGGCUGCCUCUGCUGGAGAGGCCCUUGCUGUACAUGCUCCUCAUAGUGACCACCUUGAGUCACUGGCAGUACGGAGCCAGUGUGGUUAACCAGAUGUGCGAGCACUUCAACCGGGUCUGCUUCACUGUUCACAAACGAGUGCCUCAGGAGGAGAUGCUGUCCAAGGGGAAGACUCUGCUGGCAGAAAAGAUCGGCCAGCCAGAGAAACAACAACACGAGGAGUUGUUGAAGAAAAAGGAUUAGGGCAUCGGAUUGCGCGAUUUUUUAUUUAGCUGCGAGUUGAUUUGCAAGUUUUCUGUACAUCGUGGAGGCUGUUUAGUUAAACAAUUCUUGUGAGAUUAUGUAUAAUUUGUCUUAGUUAGAAUAUACUUAAAAUGGACAUUAUCCUAGUGCUACAGUUAUAUUGAAGCUUGUUUCGGCUUUUUCCCAAUGACUAUUUAUGUAAUGCUCUCUUCCAAUGAUAAUUCUUAAACUCUAGGGCUUAAUCCCAACUUGACGUUAUUGAAUUCAAACUCUAUUGACCCACAGUAGAUCAAUUAUACAAGUAAGCAUGACAAGUGAUCUGAUCUGCUGCUUAGAUAUCAAAUAAGUAUUAGUUGAUAGGUUUAUAGUGGCGGCCAGACAAGUUUCAGUCCAUAAACUCAAUUAUGCAAGAACAGAACAGUUUAUAACUUAUUCUAGCCUUUAGAUUUCUAAUUGUAUUGCAAAGGUUACGCAUAAUCCUCAAAACAAUCCUAUAAAGACAACGCUCGCUUCCGCUGACCUUAAAUUAGCAACCGAUAAUUCAAUGUUUUAUAUUCGUCUAGACAUAAUCGAAUUCCAUGCGCUAUGCUUUAUUUAUUUCCAUUGUAUUACUUUUAACUGCUCGGCAAAAGCAAAUACACAUACACACGGUAGCAUCGUUUUUAACUAAAAUAACCGCAAAGACCUCUAAUUAUCAAAACACAUAAACAAAAUCAUUAUUUUUAAAACAAAUCCCAAUGUCAUUGAACUGUAAUGUGUGACGUCGUCCAUAGCGCCACUGCACGCUUUAUUUUGUAUGAAAUCUAUUCAUGUAUCCGCCAGAAUCCCGGGCUUCCUCGCCCCUCACAUUUUGUAAAACACAAGACAGUAUACAAAUAAAACAAAAUAUUUUGAAAUGCUCAAA